Lodderomyces parapsilosis is the source of this 2223-nucleotide messenger RNA. RefSeq lists its product as uncharacterized. Lineage: Eukaryota; Fungi; Ascomycota; Pichiomycetes; Serinales; Debaryomycetaceae. Gene Ontology annotation, biological process: nucleoside diphosphate catabolic process. The coding region runs from base 1 to 2223 and encodes 740 amino acids. Gene Ontology annotation, molecular function: nucleoside diphosphate phosphatase activity. Gene Ontology annotation, cellular component: membrane. The record is from RefSeq and is a predicted model, not a curated record. The transcript has a single exon.
AUGGAUCGUUACCUCCCACUUCUCGAAAAGCGAAAAAAAAAGCAUGGAUCGAAAAAGAAGCCUUUAAAGGCAGGGCCUGAAGUUUCGAGACUGGGAGUACCUUACGAUUAUAUUGUUAUAAUAGAUGCCGGAUCAAAAGGAUCAAGGGUGCACGUAUACAGCUGGCUAAAUCCUGGUAUCGCAUUGGAUAAAAAGGUGGACUUUACCCAAGCAAAACAAUUGAUGAGAAGGAAAGAUGAGUCCGAUGAAGGAGAAGAAUCAGACACAGAUGAAGAUAGUGAUGAAGAUGACGAAGACGACGAAUCCAAAAAGAAGCUAUUAUAUCCCAAAAUCAAAACAAAGUCAAGGUGGCACAAGAAAAUCACUCCGGGAAUAUCCACUUUCAACAAAGCUCCCCACAAAAUCGGCAAACAUCACUUGUCUAAAUUGUUAUCACGAGCUAGUAAAAUUGUCCCCAAAAGCCAGCACUAUCGCACUCCCAUUUUCUUACAUGCCACUGCUGGGAUGAGAUUACUACUGCCUACUGAGCAACAACAAAUUUUGAAUGAAAUAUGUUUGUUUUUCGAAAAUAAAUCAGAUUUCUUCAUUCCUGAUUGUGCAUCACAUGUCAAUGUGAUUGAUGGUGAUUAUGAAGGAUUGUAUGGAUGGUUGUCUAUAAAUACUUUGAUUGGCGCUUUUGAUGAUCCUUCAUCUCAUAAGCAUGGGAAGAACCACACGACAUAUGGACUACUAGAUAUGGGAGGAGCUUCAACUCAAGUUGUGUUUCAACCCAAUACCACCGAAAUUGAUGAACACCAGAACAACUUGUACCACAUGGAUUUACGUCAAGUGCCCACAGUUGAUGAAAAAACCGAGGAAUAUAAAGUCCCUCUAGAAAUAGAGUAUAAUGUUUAUUCAGAUUCGUUCUUGGGUUUUGGCAUGUAUCAAGCAAGAAGUAAGUACAUGAAGUCGCUUAUUGCUUCCGAUGAGAAGGAAGACGAGUAUCAUUAUUGGGGGUUGAGCAAAUCUCCCAUUAACGAUCCAUGUAUACCAAAAGGGUUCACUACAUCUGAUUACGUAAAUGAUCGUUCGUAUGAUUUUAUUGGAGAGUCAGAUUUUGAAAAGUGUUUGACACGAAUCUUUCCCGUGUUACAAAAUUCAACCCAUGGAGGAGGAGGACCAAAGACAAAUUGUAAACAAUUCAGUGAAGGAGACGAAGUAAGUACUUGUUUGUUGAAUGAAUUGAUACCGUCAUUUGAUUUUGAUGUUAAUCAUUUCAUAGGAGUGAGCGGAUACUGGGACGCCAUUGAAGAUUUGUUAUCUCAACAACAAGACGAUGAUGAGAAACUGAAACGAGACAAGUUGAGAGAUCAAAAGAAUACCUAUGAUUACAAAAAAAUCUUCAACAAGACGCAGAAAAUGUGCUCGCAAUCAUGGUCGAGCAUCUUAGAGCUAAACUCCCAAAAGGAAUAUAAAGAUCAAUUGAGUGAAGAAGAGUUGUCAACGUUGUGUUUUAAAUCUUCAUGGAUCUUGAAUUUUUUGCAUUUGGGUCUUGGAUUCCCUAGAUUUGGUAUUGAUAAUGUCACCAAUAGCAAUAAAGGAUUUGAAACAUUGCAAUUGGUUGAACAAUUGGGUGGAUCAUCAUUUUCUUGGGCAUUGGGAAGAGCAGUACUUUAUGCUAAUGAUGAAUAUAUUCAAGCUUAUAACAAUUACACCAAUCGGAUUGCAAGUGAUGAAAAAAAGGGGCCUCUUCAGCUCAAACGACCAGGAUUUUAUCAUAGUUCGUCUCCGAAUAUAUUUCAAUUUGGUGCUGAACAAAAUGGUAUAGUUGCAAGACCCAAUUACAUGAAAAUGAGUGCCAAUAACUUACACUAUUUUGAUUAUGAAACUAAAGAGGAAACAGAUCAUGAAUCACCAUGGAACAUUGAGCCUCAUCGAUGGUACGGUUUCAUUAUAUUUGCCGUGUUGUUAAGUUUUGUUAUAUGGCUAAUGUUGGGAGGCAGAAACCGGGCAUUGUUUGUGACGAAAGUUACCAGUGGGUUCAGGAAAUUGGUCAAGAUGACUCCCGGAUAUAAUGGGGCUAAAUAUACUAGUGUUCCUAGCGGCAACUAUGAGGGCGGAAGUGAUAUGGAGUUGGGAUUGGAAUUGAAUGAAUUGGGUAAGGAUAUUGAAGAUCAAUUUGAAAUUGGCGAUGACGAUGAAGCAGAAGACGAUGAAGAAGUAGGUGAAGGAAAUAGGCUGUAA